Gadus morhua (Atlantic cod) is the source of this 5712-nucleotide messenger RNA. RefSeq names its product LIM and calponin homology domains-containing protein 1. Gene Ontology annotation, biological process: positive regulation of stress fiber assembly; regulation of focal adhesion assembly. Gene Ontology annotation, molecular function: myosin II head/neck binding. The transcript has 25 exons. The record is from RefSeq and is a predicted model, not a curated record. The coding region runs from base 296 to 3691 and encodes 1131 amino acids. Lineage: Eukaryota; Metazoa; Chordata; Actinopteri; Gadiformes; Gadidae. Gene Ontology annotation, cellular component: stress fiber.
UACUGCGGUCGAGUCCAAACACACAUACGCGCACACACGCGCACACACCGGGGAACGGAGCGGAGAUAACGAGGCAGCACACACACCGCCAGGCUGCGACACACACACACACACACACACACACACACACACACACACACACACACACACACACACACACACACACAAACACCCGGACACGGAGCGGGGGGACGGGGUUUAGUGAGAGUAGUCUCGUGUUGGUGGAUUAACGCGGUGCCCGGUCUCUCUACCCGGACCAGGCCGACUGCAGCUACCCGCACUCCUUUUCCCGCAAAUGGCAAGUCCUGUUUCUGAGGGAGGACCCCCGCAGCAUCAGCACCCCCACCCUGGCCCGGACCCCGUCCCGGACCCCGCGGUCCAGGAGGCUCGGAGAUGGAUCAAGGCCGUGACCGGGAGAAGUUUUGCUGAGCGGGAUUUCAGAGCGGCUCUGGAGAACGGAAUUCUGCUCUGCCAGCUGCUGAGCUGCAUCAGCCCCGGCCUCGUCAAGAAGGUCAACAAACUGCAGACCCACAUCGCUGGCCUGGAGAACCUGUGUGUGUUCCUGAGGGGCUGUGAGGACCUGGGCCUGAAGGGCUCUCAGCUGUUUGACCCCGGAGACCUGCAGGAAACUUCGCCGCGCCCCACCGCCAAGCCGUCAGAAGAAAGCAGGAAGAUAAAUAAUGUCCUGGUGACUCUGUACUGGUUGGGGCGCGCGGCCAACAGCUGCGUGUGGUACAGCGGACCCGCUCUGGACCUGACACAGUUCAGCGGCCUGCUGGCCCAGAUGAGACAGGAGGAGGUCAGCCCAAAGGCCAGCAGCAUCCGGGACAGCGGCUACAUCGACUGCUGGGACUCAGAGCGCAGUGACUCGCUGUCGCCCCCCCGCCACGCCCGGGAGGACUCCUUCGACAGCCUGGACUCCUUGGGCUCGCGCUCCCGCCACACCCCCUCCCCCGACGUCCUGGCGCCCCGCGGCAGCAGCGACGGCCGUGGCUCUGACUCUGAGUCCGACUCCCCGACCCAGCGGAAGGUUCCGGACGUGAGGAAGGACGACAUGCUCGCCCGCCGCACCUCGGUGAGCGAGCCGCGGGCCGCCGUGCCUUUCAACCAAUACCUGCCCACCCGCAGCCAGGCCGCCGCCCACCUGGCUCCCGCCCCCCUCCAGGCCGCCGCCCACCUGCCCCCCCCGGGCCACCUCCCCGGCCCGCUGCGGCGCCGGAGGGGAGACCAGGAGGAGGUGCCGCGUAGCAGCUGGAGCACCACCUCCUCGCCUGUAGGGGGCGACAGACCGCUCAGGAGUGUGAGUAUGAUUGACAUGCGUGGCGAGGAGGUGGGGCUUCAGCCCCACUGCCAGGCACGCCACGAGGGGAUCCACAGCCAGUACCACCGCAUGAAGGACGACGACGACCACUGGCAGGAUGACCUGGCGCGCUGGAAGACGCGGCGGCGCAGUGUGUCUCAGGACCUGAUGAGGAAGGAGGAGGAGAGGAAGAGGAUGGAGCAGCUGAUGUCAGGCGGCGGGGCAUCCGCCCAGCGCAGGAAGAGCAUCAAGACGUACCGCGAGAUCGUGGAGGACAAGGAGCGUCGGGAGGAGGAGCUACGCCUGGCCUAUCGCAGCGCCCGUUCCCCCGAGGAGGCGGCGGUGGUGCUCCAGCGCUACACCCAGCGCUUCUCCAUCAGCGAGGCCGUGAUGGAGCGGCUGCAGCUGCCGAAACUCCUGGACCACGGCCCUGCCUCCCCCCUCUCCCCUCUCUCCCCCCUCGGCCCCGCCCACGACUCCGACGGACCAAUGAGGUUCCUGCGGCAGCAGUCGGCACCGGCGCCUCGCUUCACCGCCACAGUGGAGGCCCGGGUGGAGGAGGUCCCCCGAGGCUCCUCCCCCUCCUCGCCCCCCCACCGCCCGCAGAUUCGCUCGCGGUCCUCGGAGCCCCCUUGCUCACGCGCCCCCCUCUCCCCUGAAGCCGGGCCCCUGCUGAGCCCCCGGCCCCUCCCCAGGGCCCCCGCCUCCCCCUCCAGACCCCGGGGAUCAGGACCCUCUGGAUCUCCAGGACCCUCUGGAUCUCCAGGACCCUCUAGAUCUCCUGGUUCUCCAGGACCCUCAGCAGAACCAGGACCUGUGAGUGGGAAGGCGGACAUUUUGAAGCUCGUCACCGGAGACACAGGAAAUGAUGUCGCCCUCAGCACGCCAACAGAUUCUCCUUCGCACCUCCAACCCUCCCCCUCCCGACCACUGCCUCUCCUCCCCCCUUCACCCACCCCGGCCACGCCUCCCCGGGCCACGCCUCCCCGGGCCACGCCCACCAUGGACACGCCCACAUUGCCCUCGCCCGCCUUGGCCCUGCCUGUCGCCAUCCAGGGGCCUCCACAGCCCGGUCCUGGAGCCCGGAGCCUCGCCCCCCUGGGCCCCGCCCCCCCGGGCAGACCCAGCUCCGCCCCCACGGAGCAAGGGGAGCUGAGAGGAGGCGGAGAAACUGCUGACCAUCUGAAGAGGGAGGAGCCAAAGGCUGAAGCUCCGCCCCCAGAACCUCAGAACACGUCCAUGGAACCGACGCAGACUCCCAAACCAAACACCCCCCCUCUCGUCCAAUCAGAGCCUAGUGUGUGUCUGCAGCCCAGCGGCUCGCUGCCCGAUUGGUCCUACGCAUCAGACGGUCUUCCAGAUGUCUCUGUCUCCCUCGGUUACAGCUCUCCCUCUGCCACCAGAACAGAGCUCCUAAACAGUGUGAGUUCCCGUCGGGAGUUCUUCCUCUCGCCAGAUGGCAAGGAGCAGGGACGCCAUAGCAACGGGCCCCCGGGGACACUCCGAGGGGAGCGGGGGCCCUGGGACCCGGAGGACGAGCGGCGGAGACAGGAGAGGUGGCAGCAGGACCAGGACCGGCUGCUGCAGGAGCAGUAUCUGCGGGAGCAGGAGCGACUGAGGGGGGAGUGGGAGAGAGCCCAGAAGGAGGUGGUGGAGGAGGAGCUGAAGUACCACCAGGAGGAGCGUAAGCUGCUGCAGGAGACUCUGCCCCCCCUCACCUCCCCCCUGCCCUCCCUAGCCUCCCCCCUCGCCUCUCUCCCCUCCCCGCGCCGGGGGAUGCAGAACCCGCGACCGCCACAGGGGGUCGCUGCCCCCUCGCUGAGCAGCUGGGAGAACCAGGAGAGACAGUCGGUUGGAAGUGAAAACUACAGAACGAGUGACAUCAGCACAGCAGACGAUAGCAUGAAGACCGCCAAGAGCUCUUUCAGUCUCAACAGCAGCCAAUCAGAAGCUGUCCACCAGGCUAUGCAAAACGGACAAAAGGCCUUGCCUCAAGCCCCGCCCACAACCAUGGCCCCUGCCAGAAGCCCCGCCCACAGCGAGAAGCAGGAAGAGGUCCUGGACUGUAGCACCCCCAGCAAACCCAAAGGAGACCGCAGGUGCCGUCCUGUUGAGUUAAACUCUAAGCCCCCCCCCUGCCCCGCCCCCAACAGGUCGGUGAGUGGCCGGAAGCUGUGCUCCAGCUGUGGGCGGGCCUUAGGGAAGGGCGCGGCCAUGAUCAUUGAGACGCUCGGACUCUUCUUCCACAUCCAGUGUUUCAAGUGCGGGGUGUGUCGGGGUCUUCUCGGGGACACCACCACGGGAACGGACGUCCGGAUCAGGAACGGACUCCUCAACUGCCACCAGUGCUACAUCCGCUCCCGCUCUGCUGGUCAACCGACCACCUUGUGAUGUACAGGAGACCAAAGAUGUCCUCCUCAUUCACCUCCUCCAAUGGUUCACCUGGUUGGCCCCUCCCUCUGCAGGGCAUGGGCCAAUCAGAACGGGCGGUAAAAGGUUUCAAGACUUGCCAUGUAUAUGUUAUCAUAUAUCUUCAUGAAAUCUCAGCCAAUGGAUGUGACUCCUGCGUGUGACAUCACAGAAUCUCCCCUGUUCGACCAAUCAAGAGACUGCAUCAGAUCUGACCAACGAAUCAACUUCAUGAGGUGUCUGUAAGACCCUCCUUAUAGACAACUGCUCUAUAUAGAGGACCCUUAUAGACAACUGCUCUAUGUGGAUCCUUCUAGAAUACUGCUCUAUAAUACCUUAUAGACUACUGCUAUAUAUGGAUCCUAAUAGACUACUGCUCUAUGAUAGAUCCUUAUAGACUACUGCUCUAUGAGACCGUAUGGACUACUGCUCUAUAGAGGAUCCUCAUAAACUACUGCUCUAUAUGGAUCCUUAUAGACUACUGCUCCAUGAUAGGUCAUUAUAGACUACUGCCCUAUUAAAGGAUCCUUAUAGACUAGUGCUCUAUGAGAGGAUCUUUAUAGACCAUUGCUCUGUAUGGAUCAUUAUAGAAUACUGCUCUAUAGAGGAUCAUUAUAGAAUACUGCUCUAUAGAGGUUCUUUCUAGAGUUGUAGUCCUUAUGUGUCAAAUUCAAAGGUUUUAUUCAAAGGUUUUAUUCCUGGUCCCAAAGAGCAACGUAAAGAUGAGCAGAAAAUAACUGAGUAUAUAAUCACUGGUAUCCAGGUCUUAGAGAUAUUGUUAUUCUAAUCUAGAGGUUUUGAUUUGUAUGUUAAGGAUUUCUUUACGCGUAAACUCUGACUUUGAUUGGCUUUAGUUAAGUGGCUGUUCCUUCUGUCUCCUGAUGAUCCCAACGAGGGACGUCUGAGCUGUGUUUGACCUUUGAACUUUGACCUUUUCACCUUACUGACCCAUGCAGUAAACAGGCCUUGGCUGCGGUAUUUUGCUUGAGAUAAAUAAAUAUUUUGUAUUUAUGAUGAUGCUUCGUCGAUAGAGCAAUAACAUAUUUACCAUUUUUGUUAUUGUAUUACUUUAUAUCAAUAUAAAGCAUAUUUUUAUCCUUAUUAUGGAAUCAUGAUGUACGACUUAUGCAAAUGUCCUGCUCGUUAAACACCACCUGAUUGGCCGGCCGGUCAGCGGGGGACUUAACGAGGAGCGAGUAACGAUGAGCGAGUAACGAGGGGUAACAAGGGGAGAGUAACGAGGAGUGAGUAACGAGGAGAGAGGAGUGAGUAACGAGGGGUAACGAGGGGCGGGUAAUGAGGAGAGAGGAGCGAGUAACGAGGGGCGAGUAACGAGGGGCGAGUAACGAGGGGCGAAUAACGAGGGGCGAGGAGGGUGGAGCGAUAGCGUAAAUGUGCCUUAGGGUUAGCAGGACAGAGCUAGCUGGUCUCUCAGAUCGGGGGGUCCACGCGGAGCCCCCGUCUGGUCGGUCCUGAGGAUUUUCACCCUCAUUUUCACACUAAAGAAAUUGCCGAUAUUAAAUAUUAUUGAAAUGGGUUUCAUUUUAAAUGUUGUUUAAUUGCACCGCAGCUGUUUAUCGUGUUUGUUGAAAUUGCAGAUUUUAAUAUGAUGCCGUUAAAUAUUCAGCCGACGCGUUCGUAUAAUUUAACGGCAGAAGUAAUAUCGGCCGAGCGGCACUCGCACCGCUGGGCUGGGAUCUGUGGCAUCGCGACACAAUCUGGUCGAGAUGUUCUGGUGCUGAGGCUGUAUGCAGAAGCACGUUGAGCCCACACCGAACGGCCCUCCGCUCCCCGUCUCUCCAGUAUUCCUGCGCUCUUACCAUUUGUAUUCUUCUUUAGCUUCUGGUUCGGAUGUUGCUGAGGCUUCUGGGUAGGAUCCGUGGCUGGGAAUGAGCUGGUAUUUAUUGUCUUAUGCACCCGAGGACUUUCCCAAUAGGAGCAGGUCAAAUGCAGCGGAAUUUCUAGCAUAAUGUAUGUUUAUAAAUAAAAUGUUUAAACCAAAA